This is a messenger RNA of Echinostoma caproni, 474 nucleotides long. The record is from the annotation of a GenBank genome assembly. Lineage: Eukaryota; Metazoa; Platyhelminthes; Trematoda; Plagiorchiida; Echinostomatidae.
AUGCUUUGUCUUCAUGAGGAUAUGUUCAAUUUUGUUGGUCGUAUCCUGGGCCCGGAUGGAUCAACCGCGAAAUGUCUUCAACAAUGUCUGGGUGUUAAGAUAAUGGUUCGUGGACGUGGUUCAAUGCGCGAUCGAAAGAAAGUCAAUGAGGAACCCGAUUACACGGGUUGCAAUAAUUUUUCCUGUUGGGGACAACGUGCCGGUCGUGUAUUUACUCCCUAUCGACGCACGUAUAUUUUGCUCAAUUUGCGUACCUGUAUUUUGGCUUUACUUCCUCCCAGACUUAAUUUCUCUUCUCCAUUGGUCCGCCAAGAGGAGGCAAAUAUCGGCAAACCGAAUUGGGAACACUUGAACGACAAACUGCACGUCGUACUGUCUGUGGAGGACUAUGAAAAUCGUGCUCAGGCCCGGUUGGAUAAGGCCAGUGAAUAUGUUUCACUGUUUCUCAAGGAAUCGCUGAAAGCCGUAUUGUGA